Cydia strobilella is the source of this 695-nucleotide messenger RNA. Its product is annotated as calexcitin-2-like. The coding region runs from base 32 to 583 and encodes 183 amino acids. Gene Ontology annotation, molecular function: calcium ion binding. The record is from RefSeq and is a predicted model, not a curated record. The transcript has a single exon. Lineage: Eukaryota; Metazoa; Arthropoda; Insecta; Lepidoptera; Tortricidae.
UACUCAUUGUGCUUACUUGAAUUUAAUCAAAAUGGUGUCAGACUUCAGAAAGAAGAAGCUCCUUCACGUCUUCAAUGCGUUCUUUGAUAUCAACGGUAGUGGCAAUAUCGAUAAGAAGGAUUUCGAUAUAGCAAUUGAGAAGAUUUCCACGCUUCGCGGCUGGAAGGCAGGCGAUGCCAAGUAUAAGGAGACUCAGGAAACUCUAUUAAAGAUCUGGGACGGUCUGCAGAGCCGUGCCGACGCUGACAACGACGGACAAGUCUCGUUCGACGAGUGGGUGUCCAUGUGGGAUGACUUCGCCAAAAAUCCCGCAUCCUCUCUUGAAUGGCAGAAUCUUUACGCCAAAUUCAUUUUCCAACUGGAAGAUGCUAGCAACGAUGGCUCCAUCGACAGUGAGGAGUUCUCUUCAGUUUACGUCUCCUUCGGUUUGAACAAGGCAGAGUCAGUGGAAGCCUUCAAGAAGAUGUCCAAGGGAAAAGCUAACGUAUCCUGGGAUGAGUUCCAGGGCUUGUGGAAGGAAUACUUUGCCUCCGAGGACCAGAACGCCGCUGGUAACUUUAUCUUCGGUAAAACUAGCUUCUGAACUGACAAUUUUAUUUAUUUGUGUGAAAAGUGGUGGAUUGUGAUCUGUUUGAUAUUUUGUAAGGAGCUGUACUAAGAACUUGACUGAUGUAAUUUUACUGUAUUAAAUAUUU